AUAACAUUUGCACAUAAAAGUAAAGACUGGUUUUGGAUUGAGCCCUCUGCAAGCUGCUUCCGAGCGAUGUACGGUUCGCACUUAGUCCCUGCGCCACUUUAAUCCUUGAAAACCCAAUCAGCGUGAUCCAAUACUGAAGUGUGAAAGUAGGAGAGGCAAUGACGAUGAAUUUGACCUGUCGCUCAACGUCAUUAGCAUCGCGGCGGCAGCAAGGAUACGGCCGGUUAUUAAUACUCUUGGUUGCCGCAACCCUAAGUCAUAUCUCAGGUGCUAGGCAGGUGCUUCGGUGGUCUGAGGAGUUUAAGCCAGGCUGCAAAACCACUGACAAGUUUUGCAUCAAUGGGGGCAUCAACCUCCAUAAAUUCGGUUUUGACCUGGGCGACGGAACUUCCUACGGGCCAAGCCUUAUAGGCUGGGGCAACUGGCAGCGCCAAUGCCACACCAACGCCUCCUCCAACGUUCGUGUUGAGCCCUUCCCCAACAACCCAACUGACGGCAUGUUGGUCAUCCAAGCGGGCUACGAGCCCUCCGGUUACACCUGCUUUAACGAGAACGCGCCUCCCUCCACCACCAACUACACCUCGGCGCGCCUCAUCACGCGCAACAAGGCCACCUUCAAGUGGAAGGGCGCUCCGGGCAACUCCACCCCCGUCCGCAUCGAUGUACGGCUGAAGGUCCCCUUAGUGAAUGGCACGUGGGCGUCCGCUUGGAUGCUCCCCGAAACCAACAAGACCUGGUGCAUGGCGUGCGGCCCGUACGGAGAUGGAUGGUGCCUCGGAGGGGAGAUUGACAUCAUGGAGCACAUAAACUCCAACGACUACCUGAUCAGCAACGUCCACCACGGCGGCCUACCCAACGCAUCCUGGGUGGGCUGCAAGCAGACUGUCGCUGUGUACAAGAACAAGCCCAAGAUGAGCGACUGGAACGUCCUGAGCAUGAUUUGGGACUCGACAUACAUCCGCUUCCUGGCGAAUGGCAAGGAGUACAAUAAAAUUACGUUGGGCAAGUGGAGCACCGGAGGCUCAAGCAGUCCAUACGCCCCUUUUGACGUUCCGUUUUACCUCAUCUUUGAUCUCGCCAUCGGUGGCCUCUACCCGGGGUACAAGAUCGACAAUGCAAAGGUGGCGGCGGGCGAAGCUCGAUUUAACAUUGACUACAUUCGAGUGUACGACAUCGUACCGUAAUCCGAACCGCACGUACGAGAAAACAACCGCCGGCGCCGUCAUUUUUUGGAUCACAAGACAACGC
Astrephomene gubernaculifera is the source of this 1248-nucleotide messenger RNA. The record is from the annotation of a GenBank genome assembly. NCBI's taxonomy places the organism in Eukaryota, Viridiplantae, Chlorophyta, Chlorophyceae, Chlamydomonadales, Astrephomenaceae.